ACCAUUCCUCGGCUGAUUGGACAACAGGCCUGCAACGAGGUCGUCUCUCGCAGUCACAAGAAAGCGAGUAGAUGCUGCGUUUAUGUCACGACUUGAACUCCUGAAGAUCGGGUGUUUCGCUAGGUCGGGAUUUGGUCAUCAAUGUUUGUGAUGUGGAGAAUCGCAACUGGCCUGGAUUUCGACUUUUGUGUAUCUCCCUGGCGGUUUCUCGUCGUUUCUGUGUUGUGUUCUUGCACAAGCGGUCCGGCCACUCGACAUGAGCAUCAAAGAGGCUUGUUCACCACUGGAAUGACACGUCUAGGAGCGGGUUCAUGACCGUCCUGUUCUCGCAGGCACAGUGAUAGAUAGUCUGUCGAGGAGUGUGUGUGUGUGUGUUUGAGAGAGAGAGAGAGAGAGAGAGAGAGAGAGAGAAGGCUGAGGGCAACGGAUUGCCUGGUCAUAAAGGAAGAGUCUCUGCACCUUGGGAGACAGAAAGUGGGUCCACGUUCUUGCGAGAACGCGUGCUUGUGCACUUUGGCGAAGACGAGUGUCUAGUUGCUGUGCGGGCAAGGAUCCCGAGGAUGUCGAUCGAACGAUUGGCUUUUUGACACGUGGUGAAUGAGGAGGGCGUGAAGGACGAGAGGGCCUGGGUGGGUUUUGCGUGUCAGCAGAGAAAAAUCAAGGAGGAGAGGGCCUGUGUGAAUUUUGGGGGUCAUCAGAGUCUGUUUCUGGGCGAAGAGGGUUCCCGGAGGGUUCCAGCGUCAUUUCUUGGGGUCCGUGCACCCUGCAUAGGAAAGGAGACGGUGAGGAGCGAUCGACUCUCGGCACAGACAGAGUGGUUGACAUACUAGUAGGUAGACAAGUCGAGUAGGGUGAAGGCAAGAACUCGUCAGCGAUUUUCCGGAUAGUAAAGGAGAACGGGUGUGGGGAGGAGAUGGUGUCUCACAAGGGGGACCUAGUCCCCACGCAACAGCUGCGGGGCGGCAGCAGCAGCAGCAGCAGCAGCAGUAACAACAACAUUCAUCAUUACCAUGAGCAGCAUGAUUCCAAAGCGAAAGCGAAGGGAGGUGGGGGGGGAGCAGUACUCGGCGCGCUUUUUCGGGUGAAGCCAUCGGACGACGUGCGCGCCAGGGCGACAUCGUCGAUGACCGCAGACACCAUGAAAAGGUGUCUGACUGUUAAAGACCUAAUUCCAAUCGGUGUAGGGUCAACGGUGGGGGCGGGAGUGUACGUACUCGUAGGGACAGCGGCGAGGGACCGAGCCGGGCCCGCCUUGACGAUAUCUUUCUUGAUCGCCGGCAUAGCGGCGGCGCUAGCGGCGCUGUGUUAUGCAGAGCUCGCCAGUCGUUGUCCCUCAGCAGGCAGUGCUUAUCACUACGCCUACACUUGUGUUGGAGAGGUAGUGGCAUGGCUGAUCGGGUGGUCGUUGAUUCUCGAGUAUGCAGUCGGAGCAUCCGCCGUCGCUCGGGGAUUAAGUCCCAAUCUGGGGGUGUUCGUGGGGGGGGAGGAAAACAUACCUUAUUGGCUGGCGAGGCUAAAACUGCCGUAUUGCGGUGGAAUAGUCGCCGACCCGCUCGCGGCGAUUGCUGUCCUGCUCGUAACGGUCCUUCUGUGUGUUGGAAUUAAGGAGAGUGUGCAGGUGCAGACGAUCAUGGUGUUGGUGAACGUUACGGUUCUUGGCUUUGUGGUCAUUGCGGGUGUUUGGGCUGGCUGUAGGAGUGGUUGGAUAGGGUACAAGCAGGCGGGAGGGUACUUUCCUUAUGGGGUGAAUGGCGUUCUGGGAGGUGCGGCGAUGGUGUUUUUCUCUUAUAUCGGCUUUGACACGGUCGCAAGUACAGCCGAAGAAGUGAAGAGGCCUCAGCGGGAUCUCCCCCUUGGAAUCGGUCUGUCGUUGUUGCUUUGUGGAGGUCUGUACAUGUCAAUCGCGGUGGUGCUGCUUGGAUUGGUUCCAUACGACCAGAUCAGUCGAGAGACGCCCAUCACCACGGCGUUUGAAGAAUACGGUAUGCCGGUUGUCAAGUACAUGGUUGCUUCGGGUGCGCUCGCUGCGCUCUCAACCUCCCUACUCGGAGGUCUGCUGCCGCAGCCUCGUGUCCUGUUCGCCAUGGCUAGAGAUGGUCUCCUUCCUAAUUGGGUAGGCGAGCUAACGACGAACGGCACUCCACUGAACGCGACCAUCCUGACUGGUGUCUUCGCUAGCGUCCUCGCGUUUUGCAUGGACAUCACCACCUUGUCGAACAUGGUUAGCGUGGGUACGUUGCUGGCAUUCACGUGCGUUAGCGCGUCUGUCCUGAUAGUUCGGUACGCCGCGCCUCCUGUCGAAGCAUGCAUGACACCAACGACAGGCGCUGUCGACGUGGUACCAGCAGUGUUGACGGCAUCAGCAUUUCUCCCGUCUUCAUCGUCAUCUGCUGCCCGUCAGGCCUCGAAAUCGACGGUAUCUGAGGGGUCAGCGGCAGCAGCAGAGGCAGGGGAGAAAGCACCCUUGCUUCAACGAGGAUCGGCUGCAAGAGAUGCCGAGGACGAAAAUCGCGGAGCUCUUCUCUCGACACAGCAGCAGGAGAGAAGCUUCUUGGCUGAUGCUAACCCAACUCGGGAAAAGGCGAGCUCUCUCUCGUCUCACCCGGACGGCGAGGGGCGAGGGGUAGGAGGAGGAGGCGUAGUAGUAGGAGGAGGAUCCGACAGGAAGAACAAGCGCCCCGCCGGCCCCGACGGCAAUCCUAUUAAUGUCCGGGUCCCGUCGGCAUCAUUGCCGGCCAAAGGGGCAGCAGCCGCCGCCACAACUGCUGGCGGUUUACUAGACACGCUCAAAGUGAGGGAAGGGUCGUCUGGGGGGGCAACAGCUGCGGGGGGCGGAGAGGGUCAUCGUCAUCACCAAGGUAGUAAUUAUGGAGUUAAAUGCAGUAUUGUCUCCGAUAAACAGGAUACCGAACGUCCCGAGUCCCCUGGGAGUCUAGACGAUCAUCUGGCAAGUCCGUUGCUGGGGCAGUCUCUGCCUCCUACUACUUUUUCUCCCCCUCCUCCUGCUCGUUCCGGUAAAUGGCUGGAGAAAGAGACCGAACCGCGUAGAAGACAAGUAGCAAUCGUGUCGAUAAGUGCCAUUUGCAUCGGCGCGCCUCUAAUCGCGACGGCUGCUGCCGGCGAUCUUUUGCCUUUCUUCAUUAGGAUGGCUCUUUUAGUGAUAGGUGCUCCUGUCCUUGGCGCUGGUUUCAUCUUCCUAUCUGUUAUGCGUGAAGACGAAGCCUCGUUGAUUUUCGGUCAUCCGGGGGGAUUCCGCUGUCCUUUUGUCCCCGCCCUUCCUGUCGCGAGCAUUGUCGUCAACACUUAUCUCAUGAUCAACCUUGGGCUUGGCACUUGGAAACGCGUUUCGCUAUGGCUAGCCAUCGGCGCGCUGCUGUACGUGUUUUAUGGCUUCGAGCACAGCAAGCUGCGACUGGCGUCCAUGGCCGCCAGCGGAAGGAGGGAAAAAACGAAGAAAUCGACGGCAGGUGGGGGGGCUGUGGGAGCCGCCGAUCUCGAAACCGGCUGGCGUACGCGGUUCCAACGCUCUUUGCGAAGCUGGAAGCGCUGCUGCGGAAGACGAGAUAACACAUAAAAAUUUCAUAAGUUUAACCACCCCAUCAUCUCACCUUGUGUGUGUGCCUUUGCAACUAACCGCCGCGGGGUCUGAGCAAAGUGCGCGCCGGUUAAGAAGGCGGCUGUGCGAUCGAUUGCUCGAUGGACCGGCCACUGUCUGUGUGCGCAGUUGAAUUCUUUCAUCAUCGUGCCUGGUUGAAUUCAUCGCUUGCGCUCAGUUGAAUUCUUUCAUCAUCGUGCCUGGUUGAAUUCAUCGAUUCGUAAUUAAAAAACUCUCGCAGGGGCGCAGAAGGAUCCCGCGCGCUCUGGUGGUUGAAUUUCGCCGAGCGUCUUUUUUUUUUUUUAUACAGUAUAUAAAAUUGGGAAUUGUCCGUGAUCUCUGACCUCGUGUUGGUAGGUAAUGACGAUGUUGUGUCCCGCCUUCGUUGCUGCAGGCGGUAAUGGUGAUGAUGAUGACUGCGAUUGUGUAUAUAGAAUUUCAUCCUCGUCCAUAAGUGAAUGAGGGAGGAGGAGAGAGGGUAACAAUAGAGUUAGGCGACCGUUCUUUUUGUCGAAAGAUACAAUGGCGCAAGGAACGGCGGGGAGGAGGAAGGAAGCGAGGAACCACUAAUUCCACCGCUACGUGUAGUCCGCCGCCGUAUAACUCUGUUCCAAUGUGGGUCUCCAUCCCUCGUUCGCUGCUGGUCGAUUGCAUUCACUGACCUCACUGUCUUGGUGCAAAUUGUAUUUUACUUCACAACGUAGAUCUAUAGCUAAGCGCGCUCUGUGUGUGUGUGUGUGUGUGAGAGAGAGAGAGAGAGAGAGAUUGAAAAGGAUUGCUGUCAUUCAAUACAGUGAGAGGAGCAGUAAUCAAUUUAUUCAUACUCGUGUUCGUCUAUUUCGGAUGACCAACGAUAACGUGCGCUGACAAUUCGUCCAGUUAUAUGCCCCCCCACCGUUUGUGCCUUUUUUUCAUUUUUCUUCCACCCCUGAAAAUAAUGGAAGCAUUGCCGUUGGCAAAAAGAGAGGAAGUCGUGUUGACAGGCCGUGCGUCGCGCCCUUCAGUUGUUCAUCUUUUUCGUCCGGUUGCAAAUGCGGGAACCCACCCUAGUUUCCAGUACUGCAAUCGCUGCUGUGGCUAGAGACAGGGCCAAUUCAGGGACCCAAUCGAUCGACUGACCAGCCAAUCAAUCAGUGAGUGCUACGAGGCGUCUUUCAACGAAGGGUUGGGCGUGGCGCACUCACCUAUGGACUACGCUUUCCACAUUUGGUUCUGGCGGCAAACGUCCCUGCGAAUCUCCUAUUGAAUUGAAAGGGAAAGCAACUGGUGUGCUUUCAGAUCUUUCAGAUCUGCGUAUUGUCGCUCGGUGUGAUUAAGUGUUAACAGUGUUCCUUCGUCUCCCUGUGGGGGGGGGGUGAAACACAGCAAGAGAGACAGAGCCAGGCGAGGGGUAUGCUGAUGCGCAGACAUACUCACAGAGCCUCUUCAACGUGUUCGCUUUUGACUGUCAGGGAGUAGGCCAUUAUUUCCUGAUCCCUUCAUGCCAAAGGGAUUAGUUCUUAUGGUGCUGUUAUCCUUUUCUUGUUUACUCCAUUGGAUUGGAUUUCUUUCUUGCUGUGUCCGCUUCUCGGUGCUUCGAUUGCACGGUCGAAAGGCCAACAACCGUCUUCUCUCUGCUAUUCCCACCCAUCCCCCCCCUCUCCAUAACCCUCUCACAUGCACACACACAGAAGUUCAUUAACGCUCACAAAUUUCGUAUUGUUCUGCUCUCUCUCUCUCUCUAUUUCUCUCACGCAUACAUUUCCCUGGCUGAGUGGGUGUGGCGUGGGUUUUUCAAGGGUGUGGCAGAUUAGUUUCUACGAACUUGAAGCCGUUCUUGUCAGGGGUUUGGACUGAUUGUAUGCCUUGAUUGCAGGGUUGGUGUGAGUAAAAUCGAUCUCUUUUCUCUGGGGCAUCAUUAACUCUGGGCGGCGUGGUGAGUCCUCAUCCAUCAGUGAAAUGAAUUCCGUGCAGACCG
Chara braunii is the source of this 5552-nucleotide messenger RNA. The record is from the annotation of a GenBank genome assembly. Lineage: Eukaryota; Viridiplantae; Streptophyta; Charophyceae; Charales; Characeae.